CAUAUGUAUGUGUGCUCACGCACACACCCACCGCGCUAACUUACGAAUACACGUCAGUACGCUAACAGCAAGCAGUUGUUUCACUUGUCUCACCCCCACGUAUCUAUCACUGGCGACGACUACCCACAUAGCAAAAAAGUUAAAAUAACGGAAAAUGUCUGGUGCUACGAGUACUUUCGGCUUAUUGUCUUCGUUCGACCACACUACCCAGUCUUGGGAGACGUACAAAGGACGUAUUGCGCAGUGGUUCAUCGCGAACGAUAUCGACGACACCAAAGAUGCCGGGGGACAAAAGAGACGAGCGAUCCUCCUUAGCGCACUCAGUGACGGCACGUACAAGCUCGCGGCGGACCUUGCGUUACCGAAGGAGCUGCAGACCGUGCCAUACGAAGAUAUCGUCAAGCUGCUGGACGGCCACUUCACUCCGAAACGCUGUGGAUUCGGCGAACGAUACAAAUUUUACGCGGCUACGCAGCAGUCGGGGGAGACAUUUCCACAAUGGGCGGCACGGUUGCGCGGGUUAUCGGCGCACUGUGGUUUUACCAAUGUGGAAGAAUCUCUUCGCGACAAGUUCGUCAUGGGAAUGUUAUCCGGGCCGGAGAAGGAGAAGCUCUUUGCGCGGGACCUUACGGUGCUCACUCUCGCCAAGGCCGUGGAGGUGGCCGAAAGUGUACGGUGUGCGCGCGCGGGGGCAGCGGCCUCAGAAACGGUACAAACAUCCCAGGAUCAGCUGUUCAAGGUGGAACAAACGCGACCGCGAGGAAGUACGCCCGGGAGUAGCGGCGGCGGUAACGGUAAAAAAGAGCAGUGUCAAGUGUGCGGUUACUAUAAUCACAAAACAUUGCAGUGUCGUUUCGCGAAAUCCAAGUGUAAAAAGUGCAAUUCUACAGGGCAUCUGAAAAAGAUGUGUAAAAAUGUAAAUUUCAUGGCAGUGAACGCUGUGGAUGAGGGCGAUGACGAUGACGGUGAGUGCUAUAAAGUUUUUAACAUCCGUUCAAAUAAAGGGGAACCGAUGAUUGAAACCGUUUUAAUGUUAAACCGUCCAAUAAAUCUUGAAAUAGAUACCGGGGCAGCCGUAUCUGCGUUGCAUGUAAAUACUUACAAAAAACAUUUUAGCGAUGUACCAUUGUUAGCUACUAAGACUCGGCUAAUCACAUUUACUGGUGAUAAUAUUCCAUGUCUGGGGGCAGUGCGCCUACCCAUCACUUACGCAAACCAAACUCAUUCACUUAAAGUUUAUGUUGUGCGAAAGGCAGGCGCGGAUGUCCUAGGUCGUGAUUUUACUUCGCGUUUCAAUUUAGAGCUCGCGGUAAUUUCACCGGUUCGUUAUUGUGGCCAAGACCAUGAAACUGGCUAUACAUUAAAAGAAUUGGAAAAACGUUACGCAUCGGUAUUUUCAGAUGAAUUAGGACGAUUUAAUAAAUAUAAAGUCAGUUUACAGUUAAAAGACAACGCUAAACCAGUGUUUAUUCGCGCGAGACCAAUAGCAUUCGCCCUACGGGACAAGGUCGAUAAGGAAAUAGAUCGAUUAUUAUCAUUAGGAGUUUUAAAACCGGUCGAUCACUCGCAGUAUGCGUCACCCAUUGUGCCGGUGUUAAAACGUAACGGGGCGAUAAGGAUUUGUGCUGAUUAUUCGACGGGCGUAAACAAACAGCUGGUGGUUGACCAGUACCCCUUACCUACUGUAUCUGAACUUUUUGCAAAGUUAUAUGGCGGGAAACAGUUUACGAAAUUAGACUUAUCUAAUGCGUAUAACCAGUUUGAGUUAGAUGAAAAGUCGCAGGAAAUAACUUGUGUAAAUACUCAUCGCGGGUUGUUUACGUAUACUCGCAUGGUUUUCGGACUCUCAUCGGCGCCCGCCGUGUUCCAGCGCGCCAUGGAGGGGGUCCUGGCGGGGGUCCCGGGCACGCUGUGCCUACUCGAUGACGUGCUCGUCACGGGCGAAAACACUGAGCAGCACCUAACCAGGCUGAACGAGGUACUUAAAAGGUUACAAGACGCCGGCCUCACGUUACAAAAAGAGAAGUGCGAAUUUUUUAAAGAUGAAGUAAAUUACUUAGGAUACGUGAUAGACAAGCAUGGCUUACAUAAAUCACCGCUUAAAGUCAAAGCCAUGGUAGACGCUCCUGUACCGCAAAAUGAAAAACAGUUACAAUCUUUUUUAGGAUUAGUAAAUUACUAUAGGAGUUUCGUGCCGAAUGCGUCGGCCAUACUGAGUCCGUUAUAUGACUUGUUAAAAAAAGGGGUAAAAUGGUGCUGGACACAAGAGCAUGAUAAAGCAUUUGUGGCUAUUAAACAAUGUUUAGCAUCUGAACAAGUGUUGGCGCAUUUUAACCCUGCGGCCGACAUAGUGCUGACAGUUGAUGCUGGACCUUGUGGCUUAGGUGCCAUUUUAUCCCAAAUUGAGUCUGAUGGUACCGAGCGGCCUAUUUCGUUCGCAUCGCGCACCCUUAAUGCUGCGGAGAAGCGUUACUCACAGCUUCAAAAAGAAGCUACUAGCAUUAUAUUCGGGAUACGCAGGUACCACCAGUACUUAUAUGGCAGGGCGAUACCCUUCACCCUUCGUACGGAUCACAAGCCCUUGUUGUCGAUUUUUGGGCCCUACCGUGGCAUACCGGAAGUGUCAGCAAACAGGCUUCAACGUUAUGCAAUGUUUUUAAGCGGUUACAAUUAUAAAAUCGAAUAUGUACGAAGCGCGGAUAACAAUGCAGAUUUCUUAUCUCGAGCCUGUCUUCCCGGCCCGGCGGGGUCGCGGGGGGCGGCCACGCGCAGCGCAAACGCCACAACUGAUAUUCCCGAUCGAGCCUCGUACAUUAAUUUUGUUGUGGAUGGUAAUUUACCGGUGACAGUAACCGAGUUGCGCGAGCAGACGGAGAGGGAUACUGUUUUGCAAAAAGUGAUCCAUUUCAUUUUAAACGGUUGGCCUAAAAAGGUAUCAGACGAGGCCCUGAAACCUUAUUAUUUAUGUCGGUUACAACUUUCUUAUGAAAACGGUUGCGUCAUGAGAGGUCACAAAGUGGUUGUUCCAGCGAAAUUACAAAAUAUAAUUUUAGCGGAAGUGCACCAAUCCCAUUUAGGCAUUGUAAAAACAAAAGCUGAAGUUCGGUCUAGGUUUUGGUUUCCGGGAGUAGACGCGGCAUUAGAAAGGUUGAUAAGUGCGUGCACCAUAUGUAUUCAACAACGCCCCUCCCCCGCGCGUGCGCCGCUCGCGCAAUGGGAGUACCCGCCGUGCGCGUUCCACAGGAUACACUGUGAUUUUUUAGGACCUAUUAACGGAAGCUCAUAUUUAGUAAUAGUAGAUGCAUAUACUAAAUGGGUAGAAGUAUAUAAUAUGAAAACCACUAUUUCAUCUUUAGCGACUAUAGAAAAAAUUUGUGAAUUCAUGUCACGGUUUGGAAUUCCACAUAUAUUGGUAACCGACAAUGGUAUUACGUCGUUCACGUCGCGCGAGUUUGAGGCUUUUUGUAUGUUAAACGGCAUUUCACAUGUUACAUCACCGGCAUAUAACCCGGCUAGCAACGGACAGGCGGAAUCCUACGUUAAAAUAAUUAAAAAGGGCAUUAAAACCAGUUUACUGACUGGCAAUGGGGUACAGGAUUCGUGGAAACGACUAUUAAAAUACUUAUUUGAUUACAGAAAUUCUGUACACACUACAACGGGGGUUUCGCCUGCUCAGUUGGUAUAUGGACGGAAGUUAAGGACUCGGUUAGAUUUAAUUAACCCUAUAAUACCGUCACCCUCAUCCCCGGCGCUCGCUGAUACAGUACGAAAAAAUCAGUGUUUGCAGAAUAAACCUUCAAUGUUCCGUAAGGGGCAAUGUUUAUCUCGAGGAGAUUUGGUAUUAUUUAAGGCCUUUGAGGCAAAUGGUAAAUUUAAGUGGUGCCGAGGCACAAUUGUCAAAAAAGUUGGUAAAGUUGUUUAUAUAGUAAAAGACAAUAUAACUUUAAAAACAUUUAAAAAGCACAAAAACCAAAUUGUGUUAGAUAAAGGGCACGAUUGCGCUUACCCUAGUUAUUGGGAUGAAGACAUAGAAUUCCGGGACGAUGACACAUCAUCGCCCCGCCCGCCUACGCCGAGCGAGGAACUGCAGCCUAGCACGGGGGAGGAAGGAGAACGGACAGUGGUUCUAGAUCCACACCCUGCAUCAUCAGAGCCUCCCGAACCAAUCAGCACGCCACAGGGGUCCAUGCCUGGAGGUCAGUCCGAAGAAGAUGACGAAUUCCUGGAGGCCCUGCCUGGUCCGGUUACUGAACCCGAUACUCGAGACUCUGACGUCCCAGCCGAUAACGGUUCCGUGCCUACCACUCCUCGAACAAAGCGCAAUCGACCCAAGAUUAAUUACAAACCAUUCUUUUAGCAAUAAGUACUUAGUUGUAAUCUUUUGUUAUUCUUAGUUAAGGUUUAGACGUGUAUGUAAGCUAAGGGGAGGAAUGUUGCAUAUGUAUGUGUGCUCACGCACACACCCACCGCGCUAACUUACGAAUACACGUCAGUACGCUAACAGCAA
Cydia fagiglandana is the source of this 4507-nucleotide messenger RNA. RefSeq lists its product as uncharacterized. Gene Ontology annotation, molecular function: nucleic acid binding. The record is from RefSeq and is a predicted model, not a curated record. Gene Ontology annotation, biological process: DNA integration. Lineage: Eukaryota; Metazoa; Arthropoda; Insecta; Lepidoptera; Tortricidae.